AUGGGAAAUUAUUGUAGAAAGAAUAAAGCGAAGGAACCUAAACGUAAAGACAUAAAUGAAUUGGCGGAACGUGAAAAAUUAGAAAACGAAGCUCAAGAAAUUGAACAAGUUCCAGAAGAAAUUUACGAUCAUUUAGAUGAUCAACAUGAAGAACCUCCUGAACAAGAGGAGGAACAAGAUGAUAUCGAUGAGGAUGUAAACUAUACCAUGCAAGAAAAAUCUUUCGAUGAAAAACAUUUAGAAGAUUUAGAUAGAUCAAAUUCUGAUAUAUAUUCAGACUCACAUAAAUAUGAUAAUGCAAGUGAUAAAUUAGAAACAGCAUCUCAAUUGACCUUAUCUACAGAUGCAACUGGUAUUGUUCAACAAGUUACUAAAUUAAGUGAACCUGCACAUGAAGAAAGUAUAUAUAACACUUAUAAAUCAGUUACUCCAUGUGAUAUGGAUAAGCUUGAUGAAACUGCAAAAGUAUUUUCAAGACGAUGUGGAUGUGACCUUGGAGAUCGCCAUGACGAAAAUGCAUGUAGGAUAUGUAGAAAAAUUGAUUUGUCCGACACACCUUUGUUGACAUAA
Molecule: messenger RNA, 570 nt
Organism: Plasmodium malariae
Lineage: Eukaryota; Apicomplexa; Aconoidasida; Haemosporida; Plasmodiidae
Gene: GAP45
Product: glideosome-associated protein 45, putative
Exons: 1
Coding region: 1-570 (189 amino acids)
Source: RefSeq, a predicted model, not a curated record